AUGAGUGCUAGUGAUGCAAAUGGUCGGAACAAUGUUUCCAGCAAUAGCCCUAGAGGUGUGGGACAGGGGCAGGCCAAUCCAUUUAGUAAAAUAGGAACACCUUCCUUUAGCAUUUCCCAAAUUCCUGCCCAAAUACUACAAAAUUUAACACCCGCGCAGAUUCAGAUGAUCCAGCAAAGACACCAACAUAUAUUGAUGACCCGUAUGCAACAGCAACAGCAGCAGCAACAACAGCAGCAACAACAGCAGCAACAACAGCAGCAGCAACAACAGCAGCAGCAAGCACAACAGCAGCAAACACAGCAGCAACAACAGCAGCAGCAGCAAGCACAACAGCAGCAAGCACAGCAGCAGCAAGCACAGCAGCAGCAAGCACAACAGCAGCAAGCACAACAGCAGCAAGCACAACAGCAGCAAGCACAGCAGCAGCAAGCACAACAGCAGCAAGCACAACAGCAGCAAGCACAGCAGCAGCAAGCACAGCAGCAGCAAGCACAGCAGCAGCAAGCACAGCAGCAGCAGCAGCAGCUGGGACAAACUCAAUCGCCACAUCAAUUAACAGGUCAGAAAGGACCAAUACAGCAAUCGCAGAAAUCCAUGGUUGUUCCAAGCCAAACUCAAGCGCAAGAGCAUAAUCAAUCUUCAACUCCUGGCGGAAUGCAGCAGUCGCUUCACUUACAACAAUCACCAUCAUCGCAUCCUGUGGCGUCCCAACAGUAUCAGAGUCAAAAAGAAUUUAAGUCUUCUGGUAUGCAGAACGGUGAAGAGGAAGGAGCCUCAAGGUUGGUAAACCCACAGAAUACCUUGCCUACACAGUCAAUGGGAAACAGUGGAACUCAGUCCGCUCCUAUUAACCUCCCCCCUCAAAUAGCUCGGCUACCACUGCCGACACAACAAGGAGUGCUUGAUUUUUUGAAGCAGCAAGCAUUGGCAAGGAACAAUCCUGCAGUGGUUACUGCCGUCACACUGGCUCAACAGCAGUUACAGUUACAAAUACAACAACAGCAAGAACAGGCUCAAAUAUCACAGCAGAAGAAGACAUAUGCACAGCAAGGUCAAAAAGGACAGCAUGCGCAAUCAACUCCGGUGCAUCAGGUACAAUUGCAAGAACAAGCACGACAGGUGCAACAAGGACAGACCUCAGAAAUACAAGGAAAUUUAGGACAAGCAAACGCUGGAACGGUAAAGAAGAAUAUACAAUUCUCUCAACAGAAGCGACAGCAGCACAUUUCAAUUCAACAGGAGCGGUCAAGCCACCUAAAUGCUUACCCAAACAAGGAUGCUUCUAUGCAAGUAUAUCCUUCGAAUGCUACUGCUCAAUCGCCAUCAAUGGAAGCAGCCAUCAAUUCUAUGCAACUUCCGCCCAUGCCUAAGCUUAAUCUGCCAAAGUAUCAAACUAUCAACUAUGAUAUGCCUGAAAGAAACGUGCCGAGCUCAACUUUUUGGUCCUCCCAAAAGAGAGACACCGACACAUUAUUGUACGAACAAAUAAUUCAACGUGAUAAAGCUAAUAAGUUCGACCUUGCCAGAGAGAAUAAUGGCUGCGAACCUUUCAGCAUUUAUGGCUUUAGUAACAAAGAGUACUUAGGAAAAUUGUGGCAUACAUUGAAAUAUUACCAAGAGCUCAAAUCAACCAGGAUGAAAUCCAUAACAAAUACCUCUCAAAAUAUACCAGCUGCAAGCGUUUGGGGUAAGGGAUACUCGGGUUACGGCAAUGGAGUUACCAACACAGUGACACAGGUUAUACCAGAAUCCCGUGUAGAUGAUCGUCCACAUGUUUAUCAGAACAAAUUGCAAGUUUACAGGCAGGCAAUGAGUGAAAAAUCCGAAGAUUUAGUUCCUAUACGGCUAGAGUUCGAUCAUGAACGUGAUAAGUUUUUUUUGAGGGACACUUUAUUAUGGAAUAAGAACGAUUCUCUUGUAAAAAUAGAAGAAUUCGUAGAUGAUAUGAUGAGAGAUUAUCGAUAUGCACCAUCGCAUAGAGAACAAUUUGCUGAAAAUUUAACAAAUUCUAUGAAGGAGCAAAUCUCUGAAUAUCAACCCAAUCCAUAUUUGGAAUUGAAUCAAGAGCGCAUUGGGGGUGAUGACAUGCGUAUAAACAUCAAACUUGACAUAGUGGUGGGUCAUAACCAGCUGAUAGAUCAGUUUGAGUGGGAUAUAUCAAAUAGUGAAAAUUGUCCCGAGGAAUUCGCAGAAGGCAUGUGUCAAGAAUUAUGUCUACCAGGAGAGUUUGUUACCGCGAUCGCUCACUCAAUUAGAGAGCAAGUUUAUUUGUAUCAUAAAUCUCUUGCACUGUUGGGGUACAAUUUUGACGGAUCAGUUGUGGAAGACGAUGAUAUCAGAAGUCGGAUGCUGCCGUUAAUAACUGUAGAUGACGUUUACAGGACACCUUCCGACGCAAAGGUUUACACACCAAACCUGCUUCAGAUAUCCAUAGCGGAACUAGAAAGACUGGAUAGGGAUAAGGAUAGAGAUACGAGACGUAAGCGAAGGCAAGGCAGAUCCAGUAGACGCGGUGUCAUUCUAGCAGGUAAUGUCAAUAAUGGUGCAAUAACAAAUAUUGGAUCCAGCGCCUUAGGGAAUGGUGCUUCGUCUACUACAAACGUGCCGUCAGCAUCUGGUAUCAUCGAAGUAUCUCUGCCAGAUAUUGCAGACAUACCAAGAACAUUCCGCACUCCCGUACCAACUACAACGCAACCUGGAGGGAUAGACUUAGGUCCGCCAGUGGGGUCAUAUCAGCUGGAAACGGCAACGGAGAAUGUUGCGAGACCUCCUCGAUCUCCUGAAGCAAUGCCUCUUUGUCAUAUUGUUGAUCAUGUACCAGGAAAGUUUCUGCUCAUUUCCAUAAAUUUGAAAGAUAAAAUUAAUCGAAAUUUGACGGACAAGAGGGAGGUAGGGGAUGAAAAGACAUUUAUCUCUUCACUUUCUUCUCAGCCGGAAGCUAGUAAUUAUCGUCGUAGCGAAACUGAACAUCGUGUCCCGGCGAACAGCAAUGAGGCCGUAAUCGAAAACGAAUGA
Molecule: messenger RNA, 3018 nt
Organism: Zygotorulaspora mrakii
Lineage: Eukaryota; Fungi; Ascomycota; Saccharomycetes; Saccharomycetales; Saccharomycetaceae
Gene: SNF5
Product: Snf5p
Exons: 1
Coding region: 1-3018 (1005 amino acids)
Biological process (GO): regulation of transcription by RNA polymerase II; chromatin remodeling
Cellular component (GO): nuclear chromosome; nucleus; SWI/SNF complex
Molecular function (GO): transcription coregulator activity
Source: RefSeq, a predicted model, not a curated record